AAGAGGGAGAGAGGGAGUCGUCUCGGACCUCUCGGUACCUUGCGGCUCAAGAAGUAGUAGAAUAAGUAGAAAGAAAAAGGAGAAACAGAAACAGAAAGAAAGAGGAAGAUGGCGAGGUACGACAGGGCAAUCACAGUAUUCUCACCAGAUGGCCAUCUGUUUCAGGUCGAAUACGCCCUAGAAGCCGUGCGCAAGGGCAACGCCGCCGUAGGUGUCCGUGGCACCGACACCAUCGUCCUCGGCGUCGAGAAGAAGUCCACCGCCAAACUCCAAGACUCCAGAUCGGUUAGGAAGAUUGUAAACUUGGAUGAUCACAUUGCACUAGCCUGUGCUGGACUCAAGGCUGAUGCUCGUGUUCUCGUAAACAGGGCACGGAUUGAAUGUCAAAGUCAUAGGCUUACAGUCGAGGAUCCAGUGACUGUUGAGUACAUUACUCGUUACAUUGCAGGUCUUCAGCAAAAGUACACACAAAGUGGGGGUGUGAGACCAUUUGGCCUUUCAACUCUGAUCAUUGGUUUUGAUCCCUAUUCUGGUGCACCGUCAUUGUAUCAGACAGAUCCUUCUGGGACAUUUUCAGCUUGGAAGGCUAAUGCAACUGGGAGAAACUCUAAUUCGAUAAGGGAGUUUCUGGAGAAAAACUAUAAAGAAACUUCUGGGCAAGAAACAGUGAAGCUUGCAAUCCGUGCAUUGCUUGAGGUUGUGGAGAGCGGGGGGAAGAACAUAGAAGUUGCUGUGAUGACUAGGGAGCAUGGACUACGGCAACUUGAGGAAGCUGAGAUUGAUGCAAUUGUUGCCGAAAUUGAUGCAGAGAAAGCAGCUGCUGAGGCUGCAAAGAAGGCUCCUCCAAAGGAAACAUGAUCUCAUUUUCACUUUUCUCAUCUCUUUGGGUCAAACUGAUCAUUGUUGUCAUCCAUUUGGAUGUUAUUGGAGUAUUGGAUCGCGAGCUUUAGAACAACAAAAACAUAUAGCUACUUGAAUUCUGAAAAUGGAGAUGAGACGAAUUAUAAACAGAUUGUAUCAGAAGUGAUAAUCGCAAGGCAGCCUAUUGGAUCAAAUCAAAACUCAGACUAUCGAUCAUUAUGUUUUAAAAUGAUUGAAUUGAACACUUUAUAUGUUGCAUUGAAGAGAUAUUUAAGUAUUUCAAGUAAAAGAUCUUUCCUUCA
Molecule: messenger RNA, 1163 nt
Organism: Carya illinoinensis
Lineage: Eukaryota; Viridiplantae; Streptophyta; Magnoliopsida; Fagales; Juglandaceae
Product: proteasome subunit alpha type-7
Exons: 3
Coding region: 109-858 (249 amino acids)
Biological process (GO): ubiquitin-dependent protein catabolic process
Cellular component (GO): nucleus; proteasome core complex; proteasome core complex, alpha-subunit complex
Source: RefSeq, a predicted model, not a curated record